GAUUUCCUAGCCCCGUUACCAAAUGAAAAAGCAACGCAAGGGCUUCUAAGAAGCCAUCCCAAUGACCUUUUGACUUUGAGAAGAGCAGUUUUCACAGCAGAGGGUUUGGGGUUUUGGCCUCUUUCAGCAGUUUAUUCAUUCUUACUUGGGAAAGUUGUAUUCUGAGGUUUCUGUGGUGCAUGAAGCUUUUGCCUUCACCAUCUGUUCCUGUGUCUUCCCUGGGUGACAUCAGAGUACAGCAGAAAUUUCCCUUGCCAUCUAAUGGGGUUUUGGGCUGUUUGACUCAACCGUGCAUGUUCCUCAAUGCCAGGAGAAUAAUCCUACCCUAAGUCAGCUGAGCAGAAGCCAGGAUCUAACUGCAAACAAGAGACCCGGCUUGCCUAACGGCAUGGAAGAGACCAGUUUCAUUGCAGCUACCUGGGAAGAUGGUUGCUAAUUAGCCUGCAACAAAGAGUUCCUUGCUCAUCUAAAGAAGGUAAUCACUGUUCAGGUGAAGCUUUGUUCUAAGAAUAUUUGUUUCAUCUAGUUUAUGAGCCCAAAUGAUAUAGACUCUAAAUGUUAUAGCAGUGGUGAAAGACUGCUCGGUCAUGAGCACCGACAGUAACUCAUUGGCACGUGAAUUUCUGACUGAUGUCAACCGGCUUUGCAAUGCAGUGGUCCAGAGGGUGGAGGCCAGGGAGGAAGAAGAGGAGGAGACACACAUGGCAACCCUCGGACAGUACCUUGUCCGUGGUCGAGGAUUUCUAUUACUUACCAAGCUAAAUUCUAUCAUUGAUCAGGCAUUGACAUGUAGAGAAGAACUCCUGACUCUUCUUCUGUCUCUCCUUCCACUGGUAUGGAAGAUACCUGUCCAAGAAGAAAAGGCAACAGAUUUUAAUCUACCGCUCUCAGCUGAUAUAAUCCUGACCAAAGAAAAGAACUCAAGCUCACAAAGAUCCACUCAGGAAAAAUUACAUUUAGAAGGAAGUGCCCUGUCUAGUCAGGUUUCUGCAAAAGUAAAUGUUUUUCGAAAAAGCAGACGACAGCGUAAAAUUACCCAUCGCUAUUCUAUAAGAGAUGCAAGAAAGACACAGCUGUCCACCUCAGAUUCAGAAGCCAAUUCAGAUGAAAAAGGCAUAACAAUGAAUAAGCAUAGAAGGCCCCAUCUGCUGCAGCAUUUUGUAACAUCGUUUCCUAAAGAAGACCACCCUAAAGCUAAACUUGACCACUUAACAACCAAAGAAGAACAGACUCCUCCAGAUACUAUGGCUUUGGAAAAUUCCAGAGAGAUUAUUCCAAGACAGGAGUCAAACACUGACAUUUUAAGUGAGCCAGCUGCCUUGUCUGUUAUCAGUAACAUGAACAAUUCUCCGUUUGACUUAUGUCAUGUUUUGUUAUCUUUAUUAGAAAAAGUUUGUAAGUUUGACAUUACCUUGAAUCAUAAUUCUCCUUUAGCAGCCAGUGUAGUGCCCACACUAACUGAAUUCCUAGCAGGCUUUGGGGACUGCUGUAGUCUGAGUGACAACUUGGAGAGUCGAGUAGUUUCUGCAGGUUGGACUGAAGAACCAGUGGCUUUGAUUCAAAGGAUGCUCUUUCGAACAGUGUUGCAUCUUCUGUCAGUAGAUGUUAGUACUGCAGAGAUGAUGCCAGAAAAUCUUAGGAAAAAUUUAACUGAAUUGCUUAGAGCAGCUUUAAAAAUUAGAACAUGCCUAGAAAAGCAGCCUGACCCUUUUGCACCAAGACAAAAGAAAACACUGCAGGAGGUUCAGGAAGAUUUUGUGUUUUCAAAGUAUCGUCAUAGAGCCCUUCUUUUACCUGAGCUUUUGGAAGGAGUUCUUCGGAUUCUGAUCUGUUGUCUUCAGAGUGCAGCUUCAAAUCCCUUCUACUUCAGUCAAGCUGUGGAUUUGGUUCAAGAAUUCAUUCAGCAUCAUGGAUUUAAUUUAUUUGAAACAGCAGUUCUUCAAAUGGAAUGGCUGGUUUUAAGAGAUGGAGUUCCUCCUGAGGCCUCAGAGCAUUUGAAAGCCCUAAUAAAUAGUGUGAUGAAAAUAAUGAGCACUGUCAAAAAGGUGAAAUCAGAGCAGCUUCAUCAUUCGAUGUGUACAAGAAAAAGGCACAGACGAUGUGAAUAUUCUCAUUUUAUGCAUCAUCACCGAGAUCUCUCAGGUCUUCUGGUUUCAGCUUUUAAAAACCAGGUUUCCAAAAACCCAUUUGAAGAGACUGCAGAUGGAGAUGUUUAUUAUCCUGAGCGGUGCUGUUGCAUUGCGGUGUGUGCCCAUCAGUGCUUGCGCUUACUACAGCAGGCUUCCUUGAGCAGCACUUGUGUCCAGAUCCUCUCGGGUGUUCAUAACAUUGGAAUAUGCUGUUGUAUGGAUCCCAAAUCUGUAAUCAUUCCUUUGCUCCAUGCUUUUAAGUUGCCAGCACUGAAAAAUUUUCAGCAGCAUAUAUUGAAUAUCCUUAACAAACUUAUUUUGGAUCAGUUAGGAGGAGCAGAGAUAUCACCAAAAAUUAAAAAAGCAGCUUGUAAUAUUUGCACUGUUGACUCUGACCAACUAGCCCAAUUAGAAGAGACACUGCAGGGAAACUUACGUGAUGCUGAACCCUCCUCAAGUUCAUCCACUCCUUCUUAUAGAUUUCAAGGGAUCCUGCCUAGCAGUGGAUCUGAAGAUUUGUUGUGGAAAUGGGAUGCUUUAAAGGCUUAUCAGAACUUUGUUUUUGAAGAAGACAGAUUACAUAGUAUACAGAUUGCAAAUCACAUUUGCAGUUUAAUCCAGAAAGGCAAUAUAGUUGUUCAGUGGAAGCUAUAUAAUUACAUAUUUAAUCCUGUGCUCCAAAGAGGAGUUGAAUUAGCACAUCAUUGUCAACACCUAAGCAUUACUUCAGCUCAGAGUCAUGUAUGUAGUCGUCGUAACCAGUGCUUGCCUCAGGACGUGCUUCAGAUUUAUGUAAAAACUCUGCCUAUCCUGCUUAAAUCCAGGGUAAUAAGAGAUUUGUUUUUGAGUUGUAAUGGAGUAAAUCAAAUAAUCGAAUUAAAUUACUUAAAUGGUAUUCGAAGUCAUUCUCUAAAAGCAUUUGAAACUCUGAUAAUCAGCCUAGAGGAGCAACAGAAAGAUGCCUCAGUUCCAGGUAUUGAUGGGAUAGACAAUGAACAGAAGGAGUUGUCCUCUGUACAUGUAGGUACUUCUUUUCAUCAUCAGCAAGCUUAUUCAGAUUCUCCUCAGAGUCUCAGCAGAUUUUAUGCUGGCCUCAAAGAAGCUUAUCCAAAGAGGCGGAAGACUGUUAACCAGGAUGUUCAUAUCAACACAAUAAACCUAUUCCUCUGUGUGGCAUUUUUAUGCAUAAGUAAAGAAGCAGAGUCUGAUAGGGAGUUGGCCAAUGACUCAGAAGAUACUUCUGGCUAUGACAGCACAGCCAGCGAGCCUUUAAGUCAUAUGCUGCCAUGUUUAUCUCUCGAGAGCCUUGCCUUGCCUUCUCCUGAACAUAUGCACCAAGCAGCAGACAUUUGGUCUAUGUGUCGUUGGAUCUACAUGUUGAGUUCAGUCUUCCAGAAACAGUUUUAUAGGUUUGGUGGUUUCCAAGUAUGCCAUAAGUUAAUAUUUAUGAUAAUACAGAAACUGUUCAGAAGUCACAAAGAGGAGCAAGGAGAAAAGGAGGGAGAUACAACUGUAAAUGAAAACCAGGAUUUAAACAGAAUUUCUCAACCUGAGAUAACUAUGAAGGAAGAUUUAUUAUCUUUGACUAUAAAAAGUGACCCCAUACCAUCAGAACUAGGUAGUCUAAAAAAGAGUGCUGACAGUUUAGGUAAAUUAGAGUUACAGCAUAUUUCUUCCAUGAAUGUGGAACAAAUUUCAGCUAGUGAAGCUGCUCCCGAGGAAGCAAAGAUAUUUACAAGUCAAGAAAGUGAGACCUCACUUCAGAGUAUACGACUUUUGGAAGCCCUUCUGGCCAUUUGUCUUCAUGGUGCCAGAACUAGUCAACAGAAGAUGGAAUUGGAGUUACCUAAUCAGAACUUGUCUGUGGAAAAUAUAUUAUUUGAAAUGAGGGACCAUCUUUCCCAGUCAAAGGUGAUUGAAACACAACUAGCAAAGCCUUUAUUUGAUGCCCUGCUUCGAGUUGCCCUUGGGAAUUAUUCAGCAGAUUUUGAACAUAGUGAUGCUGUGACUGAGAAGAGUCGUCAAUCUGCAGAAGAAUUGUCAUCCCAGCCUGGUGAUUUUUCAGAAGAAGCUGAGGAUUCUCAGUGUUGUAGUUUUAAGCUUUUAGUUGAAGAAGAAGGUUAUGAAGCAGAUAGUGAAAGCAAUCCUGAAGAUGGCAAAACCCAAGAUGAUGGGGUAGACUUAAAGUCUGAAACAGAAGGUUUCAGUGCAUCAAGAAGUCCAAAUGACUUACUCGAAAACCUCACUCAAGGGGAAAUAAUAUAUCCUGAGAUUUGUAUGCUGGAAUUAAAUUUGCUUUCUGCUAGUAAAGCCAAACUUGAUGUGCUUGCCCAUGUAUUUGAGAGUUUUUUGAGAAUUAUUAGGCAGAAAGAAAAGAAUAUUUUUCUGCUCAUGCAACAGGGAACUGUGAAAAAUCUUUUAGGAGGGUUCUUGGGUAUUUUAACACAGGCCGAUUCUGAUUUUCAAGCAUGCCAGAAAGUAUUGGUGGAUCUUUUGGUAUCUUUGAUGAGUUCAAGAACAUGUUCAGAAGAGCUAACCCUUCUUUUGAGAAUAUUUCUGGAGAAAUCUCCUUGCACA
Messenger RNA from Mandrillus leucophaeus (drill), 4706 nucleotides. It is a transcript of the gene LYST, whose product is annotated as lysosomal trafficking regulator. Gene Ontology annotation, molecular function: protein kinase binding. The transcript has 11 exons. NCBI's taxonomy places the organism in Eukaryota, Metazoa, Chordata, Mammalia, Primates, Cercopithecidae. Gene Ontology annotation, biological process: intracellular protein localization. The record is from RefSeq and is a predicted model, not a curated record. Gene Ontology annotation, cellular component: membrane; cytosol. The annotation marks the transcript as partial.